GCAUAAAUAGAGAUGCGUUUAUAUUCGAGUGAUUAGUGCGAAAAAGGCAUACGGGCUGAACAUUCGGCGCAUAAUAAUGUUGGUGAACGCUACGUUAUUGCUGCUCUUCUUGGGCACCGCCUCAAUGUAUAUAUUGAACGAGGAGUCCAAUACGAGACCUCUACCUUCCAACUGUGUCGAGGCAGUACGCUGGGCGGAUUCAAAAGCAAAAAGCGGCAUCUACCAAAUACGCUUACCGUUAGAUGGUUGGGCGAAUCGAUCCUUCUACGUUUACUGUUUACUCGAUCACAAGGGCGGUGACCCUUGGUUAUUGGUACAACGUAGACUGGAUGCAAAAAUUGACUUCUAUCGCAACUGGAAUGAUUACAAGAUUGGCUUCGGAAAUAUAGAAAGAAGUUUCUGGAUUGGUUUUGACAUACUGCAUGCGCUCACACAAGUGCAACUCAAUGAGCUACAAAUCGAAUUGCAUGAUUUCAACGAUACCGUUAAGUACGCUAACUAUGAAAACUUCGCUAUAGGGGAUGAGAACGAAAAAUACGCAUUGAAUAUUUUGGGAAAGUAUUCUGGGAGUGCAGGUGAUUCCUUACUGGGAUAUCACGAUGGCCAAAAGUUCAGUACAUACGAUCAGGAUAACGAUAGCGUGACGUCGAAUUGUGCGGAGUAUUUCAAAGGUGCCUGGUGGUACAGCAACUGCCACAACAGUAACCUAAAUGGCGAGUAUCUGAAAGGUACUCACAAAGAAAAAGGGAAAGGCAUCAUCUGGAAGUCAUGGCAAGGCUCUUAUUAUUCGUUAAAAUAUACGCACAUGGCUAUAAGGCCAAGAGAUAGUGCGGGCAUACGGGUGCAAAGGGCUUGACAGGAUAAAUGAAGAAAUAUACUAUAUCAAUAACAAUAAAUGUUACGCAAUUCCAUUUCUCUCGGAAUUGCAGUAAUUUUUAUUAAAUAAUUUCACUUUUUUUAAAAAUAAAAUUUUAAAUAAUUGACCUUUUUCUGAA
Molecule: messenger RNA, 995 nt
Organism: Zeugodacus cucurbitae (melon fly)
Lineage: Eukaryota; Metazoa; Arthropoda; Insecta; Diptera; Tephritidae
Product: ficolin-2-like
Exons: 2
Coding region: 77-856 (259 amino acids)
Source: RefSeq, a predicted model, not a curated record